AUGUGUGGGGAAUAUGGAAUUCCAGCAAAGUUCAAUUUCCGUUCUUACUGCUCAUGUGAUGCAAAAUGCAUUUUCUUUGAAGAAAGAACUGCAUGCUGUAAAGAUCUGUUUCUAAUGUAUCCUACAACUUGCUUAAAAGAAAAAAUAUUCUCAAAAUCUGAACCAAAUAAAACAUUUAACGAAAGUUUAGUGACAAAUGGGUGUUAUGGUCUAGAUCGUUUUCCUGAAUUUAUAGGUCAGAGGUGUAGGAAACCACCGGGGGACGUAUUUUCUAUUCACCCAGUCACGGAUUUAUCGACAGGCAUUCCAUAUCUAAAUAUGUACUGUUUACUGUGUAGUGUUUCUCGAAGAGAAAAAAAUUACAAACCAUGGACGAUGAAGUCACAUUGUUUUUCAUAUAUUGAACACACAAACUUCUUGCUUUAUAGUAAUUUUUUCAAGUCUUUACGAAAGGCUGAUUGCAAUUUGACGCUUUAUCCAGCAACAGACAGUCGAAAAUGUGACAAACUCACGCCUGAUGUAAUAGAGAAAUGCAACAAAACGGGACACUGGCCAAUUAUAGACUCAGAUGUAAGGUGGGCAUGCGAGGAUCUUCCAUACAGACGGUAUCAUGAUUGGGUAGCGCCUGAUCAGUUUGGAGGGGGUAUAUAUAAAAACGUUUAUUGUGCUAUGUGCAACCCUUAUAGAGCCGUGGAGAUAACAAUUGAUGAGUGUCCAGUUACCUCUGGUUAUGGAAAUGUUUGCGAUUUUUUUCCAAAGGUGUACUUCUAUGCCCCCUACAAGAAUCUCUAUUGUGCAAUAUGCAAUGGCAUCGGGUUGUCUGUGAAUCGCGGGGUAGGGGGUGGAACUGAAGAAGAAGAAGAGAAUUUGGUAUCAAAUUCCCUUGUUUGGUAUCCCUUGCUACGCAGUUUGUUUUCCGUCAGUGGUGAUUAUAAAGACAUGGAUUUUGAGGCGCUGCUUGGUCGGAUGUGCUCAAAUGACCAAAUUUACGACCCAUUCCUUGGAAUCUGCAGGAAUAUAACAUGUUUUCCCGGAAAAUAUUUAAUUCGUGGAGAAAGCUGCAUCCCGCUGUUUUCGGUUACCAAAAAUCUUCGAUAUAAUUUGGAUAUAACUUUCAAGGGAUUUUCUAAGUACAAGAUAUCCGAGGAAAAUAUUCAAGAUUUAAUCACGGAUUUAAUACCAUUCAAAAUUAAGAAAACCGUAAAGCUAACGGAAAAUCUUUUUUUUAAUAUCUUCCGUAUGAAAUAUGUUCAGAAGGACUACGGAAAAUUCCAUGGGUGGAUUCAAUCUACAAUAUUCAUCAAUGAAUCUGUUGAUCGAUUGAAAACGGAAAAAUUUCUAUUACGAUUUACUGAAACUAAUUUAGAAUAUAUAUGCAAUGAUACCUUUAUUCUGUUUGAUUUCAAGAACAGAUAUUUUUCGUUAGGAAAGAAUAACAGCAACGUAACGGAACUAGAACCAGAAGAAGAUCGAUGUUCACAAUCGAGUUAUGGUUCAUCAUGGAAUCAUAUAUUACAAUAUCGUGCCGUACAUAUCACUAACGUACUGAUAUGCAAACAAGUGGAAUUCAAAUUAGAGGAGUAUGAAUUUGAUAGCAUUCAAAACGUGGUGUUUUUGAAGAGUUACGAUAUUACUCUACCUGCUGUAAAUGCUGAUAUUUUGGAGAAUGGGACAAUCAGAGUGUGUGUUGAUGUCUUAAUGUCCAAUUUCAACAGGGGGAUCAAUUUUAGUAGAAUUUUACGUACACUCUACGUUGUAUUUUCUAUAUUAUCGUGUGUUUGUCUGUUGAUCACUUUUGUCACGUACUGCUUUUUUGGAGAACUAAGAUCACUUCCAGGGAAAACAAUAAUGGUUCUUGUUUCUACUAUCUUUAUCAUAAAUAUUGUAUCUCUGGCGAGUUACGGGGAAAACAAAAAGAACACAAAAUGUGUUGUUGUUGGUAUUCUUCUUCAUUACUUCUGGCUCUCGUCUUUUACCUGUAUGAACAUCUGUUGUUUUCAUAUGUAUCGGGUUUUUCAUGCCAGAAUACCUCUGCAAAUCUACAACGAAAAUUUACUGCUUAUAAAGUAUUGUAUUUAUAUCUUUCUCUUGCCACUUUUUACUGUCUUAGGGUAUAUGAUUACCAUGUUUUCAAUUCGGGGGAAUGUUGGUUAUGGAAAGCAAAAUUGUUUCAUUGAUGGAAAGAUGUCCGUUAUCUUUACUUUUCUAGUCCCGGUUGGUUUUCUCUGCAUCAGUAAUGUCUUUUUCUUCUCACAGACAAUUCAUGCAAUUAAACUUUCUCCAACAGUUUCUAACAAUAAACCCGAAAGGAACGAUUUUUUAAUAUGUGUACGCUUAUUUCCUGUAACAGGAAUUGUCUGGCUUUUGCAGAUUUUAGACGGUCUUUUACCACCAAGUUAUUUCACGUACAUUAUUUCCAUCAUGAACACAUUACAGGGCGUCUUCAUAUUCCUGGCUUUUGUUUGCAAUAAGAGGACAAUUCUUAUGUACAAAAAGAUAUUUAAGGAAAAAACUGGGAUUACUAAAAGUACGGAUCCCAGUAGUGCGUGUGAAACACUCAAAAUGUCGAAAAUUGAGAGCAGUUGUUAG
Messenger RNA from Saccostrea echinata, 2589 nucleotides. RefSeq lists its product as uncharacterized. The transcript is spliced from 2 exons. The coding region runs from base 1 to 2589 and encodes 862 amino acids. Lineage: Eukaryota; Metazoa; Mollusca; Bivalvia; Ostreida; Ostreidae. Gene Ontology annotation, cellular component: membrane. The record is from RefSeq and is a predicted model, not a curated record. Gene Ontology annotation, molecular function: G protein-coupled receptor activity. Gene Ontology annotation, biological process: G protein-coupled receptor signaling pathway; cell surface receptor signaling pathway.